AUGCCGAGGACCUUCCGCCCGGGUUACUUACAGCUGCUGAGGAAAAAAGAGUUGGAAAUGGGCUUUACACAUGCCGAGAAUGUGGAAUACUCGGGAAUUGAAGACAAGGAGAGCGAUGAAGACGACGGGAAGACAAAGCGAGUUAGCCUUCAUGGCGUCGCGUAUGUCCGCUUCCCGGAGCAGGUCGACGUUGAUUUGAGUGAGGAGGUGAAAAAGAAAUUGAGACACAUGGAUGACUACUUUUCAGAAGGCCACAAGAGCUACGAACUGCUUCUGAGUCUCACUGACCCAUAUUUCGCGCACAAGAGGCAUUGCAUACAACCGCAGACAGGUGGACCCGAAGCGGUCGGUUUGCGCCAGGUGUACUGGGAUGAGCGCUUUAGGCCGCCUGAAGCCGAAGAUGGAGAACAAUGGGCUGUCCUGCGAAACCUUUCUCGGCGCGAAUAUUUGCAUGGCAAGGCGAUCCAGGAGCUCAAUGAUCGCGAUCAUCGACACGAACGCCAAUGGACUGUGAGAGAUCUCGAGUCGGUCGGGUUCGGCGAGGUGCUCUGCUUGCGCUCGUUCUGGUCGCAGACCGAAGAGGGAUCACCUUACAGCUGGGACUAUUCCCGUGGUGUCUGGGUUGGGAAUCAGUUCGACAUCGUGCUGGAGCAGGAUUUGAAAAAGGCAAUGGAAAAGGAACAGUGGAAGGGUGUGAGCGAGGGAGCGUUAGCGGAGGUGCUUAAGGUAUGCCAGAAAAAGCAGAUAUGA
Molecule: messenger RNA, 750 nt
Organism: Heterobasidion irregulare TC 32-1
Lineage: Eukaryota; Fungi; Basidiomycota; Agaricomycetes; Russulales; Bondarzewiaceae
Exons: 1
Coding region: 1-750 (249 amino acids)
Source: RefSeq, a predicted model, not a curated record